This is a messenger RNA of Myxocyprinus asiaticus (Chinese sucker), 534 nucleotides long. Its product is annotated as anthrax toxin receptor 1-like. The transcript is spliced from 6 exons. The coding region runs from base 1 to 534 and encodes 177 amino acids. NCBI's taxonomy places the organism in Eukaryota, Metazoa, Chordata, Actinopteri, Cypriniformes, Catostomidae. The record is from RefSeq and is a predicted model, not a curated record.
AUGUUAGGCAUUCUGAUGCCCAGUCUUCAUGCUGGAAAAGCUGAGCCUUAUUUUGGGGAAGAGAAGAGGUCUUGUCAAGGUGCUUUCGACUUGUAUUUUGUCCUCGACAAGGAUGAUAUUGCCAAAGACCUAAAUAUAUUGAGGAGAGAAAUACCAGGGGGUGACACAUAUACGAAUCUUGGAUUGGAAAAGCCAGAAUGGAAUGUUGUUUAUUUCACAGGGACAGCCAGUGUUAUCAUAGCACUGACGGAUGGGGAGCUAAAUGACUAUCAGUUUGUCACAGCGCAGCAAGAGGUGCAGAGGGCUCGGUCUGUGGGAGCUAUCGUAUACUGUGUUGGUGUUAAAGAUUUCAACCAGACACAGCUAGCCUCGAUUGCAGACACCAAUGAGCAUGUAUUCCCUGUAAUAGGAGGAUUCCAGGCCCUGGAAGGAAUGUCUCGUCAGACGAACCUGUCAGCACUGUCACCUAAAUGCGUGGUGACUGAGAGGCCUUCUAAAGACAUGCUCAAAAAGAGCCUGCCGCUUCCUGAUUGA